AUGACCCACGCUGCUCUGCCGAAUUGCCCAGCACAAUCUGAGCUGGGAGCCAGCAUGGAGGCACCAUCUACCAGACACCUACAUGCAAAGGUCCCCCUGAAGAUCCGACCUUUGGGAAGAGCAAGAGUCCGGUACCGCAAACCCCCUCAACCUGCAAGCCUGCAACCCGAUGCUACAUUAGGACACGAGACAACAGCCUACUUGACUGCAACCGGGAGGAUGGCACCAAUGGCCGGGUCAGUGGCGCUGGACGCCCAGGGGCUCGGGAAACAGCCAAGUCUGCACAUGAACAAUCAUGGGCCACAAGGGAAAACUUGGAGUAGGAAGUACCCUCCAGUGAUGCCUGAUUCAGGCAUAGACUGA
Pelobates cultripes (western spadefoot toad) is the source of this 363-nucleotide messenger RNA. The record is from the annotation of a GenBank genome assembly. NCBI's taxonomy places the organism in Eukaryota, Metazoa, Chordata, Amphibia, Anura, Pelobatidae.